AUGCCAAAAUCACAAUUCAUACCGGCCCGCAGCUCACGGCAUCGCAUUGCUGUUAUAGCUCUCUUUCGUGCUCUUCUUCGUGAGGGUCGCAGCAUAAACCUACCCAAGGAUGUACAUAGGAAAGGCAGGAGCCCCGUCGCGGAGCUCGUCAAGAGGGGCUUCGAGCGCAACAAGGCAGACGUGAGCCCACGGCUGGUGUUCGCUGCUCUGUCGGCAGGCUACAAGUUUCUCACGUUCUUCAAGAACGCCCAAACAGAGGGUUCGAAUGAGCACAACGACAUCCUUGCCUACCUCCGCGAAAAGAACAAAUUGAUAGCGAGAGCGGAAGCGAAGCAGCGCCCACGACGGAAGCCACGCCAGCUCAAACCGGAUUACAAACCCCUCCUCCAAAAGGUGUCCAAACCAGACGAGCCGCCCGAGUACAUCUCGCCGAUAUUCCCCCGACCGAGAGAUAGCUUCAAGGGUCGCAGGAAGAUCCCGCACCUGAUCGCGACGGCUUCGCAGCAUGUUUUCCUGCGGCACAAGAGAGGUCCGCAGCCGCUUGCGGUGGGUCACGUUCUGCGUCGCAAACAGGCCCGCAAGGUGAAGCUGGACGAAACGAUGCUCGACCUCAAGGACGACAUGCUAUUCGAAGCUCGGUCGGAAGAUACGUGGGACAGGAUUGUCGAGGAGACGCUGAGGGAAAACGGCGCCGGGAAGGAGGAAAGCAUGAAGCGUAACGAUGGUCCACCGCCCUUCAAAUACGCCGACAGCAUCAGCGAUUCGUACGAGCACCUAUCGAAUUCGAUCACAACAUGGCGAGCAGAGGAGGUGGCGAAGAUGAAAACGCUGGUCGAAGCUGUGAGAGGGGAGGAAGAGCUACUGGCACAGGAGGUUGAGGAGGCCAAGCAGUACGGCGUGAGAAUUAUACCGACUGAGCUGGAGAGGAUUAAGCCGUACCUUGCGCAUCGGAAGGCGAGGAAGACGAAGAAACGACUGGGUAUCAAACAGCGCAAGGUAAAGAGGUGGCAGAGCAGAUUUGUUGGUUUGCAACCUGAUCCGAUCAAGAAGUAA
Colletotrichum karsti is the source of this 1053-nucleotide messenger RNA. RefSeq lists its product as uncharacterized. The record is from RefSeq and is a predicted model, not a curated record. The coding region runs from base 1 to 1053 and encodes 350 amino acids. NCBI's taxonomy places the organism in Eukaryota, Fungi, Ascomycota, Sordariomycetes, Glomerellales, Glomerellaceae. The transcript has 2 exons.